Messenger RNA from Penaeus vannamei (Pacific white shrimp), 3436 nucleotides. The record is from RefSeq and is a predicted model, not a curated record. NCBI's taxonomy places the organism in Eukaryota, Metazoa, Arthropoda, Malacostraca, Decapoda, Penaeidae.
UGGGCGCGGUAGUGGCGCGGGCGGCGCAGAGGCAGCAGCGGCGCCUCCCAUGAUGCACCAUGAUGAACCGCGGCUCAAGAACCAUGCGGCCGGUGCGGCAGCCAUCUUGGAGUAUCUAGGUCGUCUCUCGUUGGGACACGUCCCUCAUUUCGUUUACCCCUUGAUGAAUGGGGAUGUUGGCAAGCAGUAUUGUGGGGUUUGCCCCCACACUCCUGAUACUCCUGGACCCAUGGCAGUAGAGUCUCCAGUGGAGCCCUGUAGCUCCUCCCCAGACACAACUAGUGGCACCAGUGGUCCCACAAGCCAAGCCCCUGGUAAAGCUGUGCAAGUUGACGACACAGUUCAAGACAUGGCAGCAGCUGGACAGAAUGCAGAUCAAGAGGGGAAUGCUAAGGCAUGCACUCCCCUGGGCAGCAGCCAGCAGAAUGGGGAAGUGUCUCCCGAGAGCAGUCGACCAAGUGCCUCCCCCCUCCCUGCCUCAGUGCCCACCCCAGACUCUAGUAGUAGCAAUGCUCCCUCUACUGAAAACCUGGAAAAGCCUGAAGAACCGAUUCCUGAAAGUAGCAGCAAAGAAGACACAACUACAAGCGAGACACAGGGCACACAGACAACACCAGCACAGACUCCCACUCCGAGUACGCCCACGGCAACCCCUCCAGCACAACCACAACAGCAGCCCACCCAGCAGCCUCAGCAACUCACCCGGGACCAGAUACAGCAGUUGGUGGCACAGCAAGUGGAAUAUUUCUUUUCUAGGGAGAACCUGAGCAACGACCCAUACCUGAUCUCUCAGAUGGACAGUGACCAGUAUGUGCCAGUUUAUAUAUUGGCCAAUUGCUCACAGUUUAAGAGCAUCACUAAGGACCACAGCAUUAUUGUAGAAGCUCUCAAAGAAUCGCCUUUUGUCCAGCUAGACGAAGAAAAUAACAGAGUUCGACCCAACUAUAAAAGAUGCAUUGUGAUUCUAAGAGAAAUUCCUGAGUCUACUCCAGUUGAAGAGAUUGAGGCAAUGUUCAAAAGUGACGAGUGCCCUAAGGUAGUUUCCUGUGAAUUUGUUCACAAUUCUUCUUGGUAUGUUACGUUUGAAUCUGACGAAGACGCACAAAAAGCAUAUUGGUACCUCCGAGGUGUCGUCAAGACUUUCAAGGAUAAGCCCAUCCUUGCUAGAAUAAAGACAAAACCAGUGUCCAGACUAGGUUGUUUAUCAGUAUUACCAUCAUAUGGAAAUAAAGGUGGAGGUGAGGGGAAGGAAGGAUCUGGUCCUCCCUCAACCCCAGGUUCAGCUGGGUUACCGGGAGGACCUGGGACCCCUGCCCCAAAUACCAAUUUCAACAACCCCGGGGGACAGCGGUUUAUGUAUUCAUCAACGCCUUCAACUGUUACUGCCAACUCGUACACAUAUUCUUACACAACGCCAGCUGCCUUUUUCUACCCAAACAUGGUGCAGUGGACAGCCCCAGGUGGGUUCUAUGACAUCAACGGGUUUCUGCAGUUCAAUGGACUCUCACCACAAGCUGCCUUCAAGCCCCCAAGUAACCAUAAUGUUAGAUAUAACGGUAACAGAAGGAAUUCAAAACAUCGUGAUGGCAGAUAUGAUAAGGUUGACAACCGUCAUAAUAGUGGGGCUGGCCAAGGAAGCGGAGGGAAUAGCAACAAUCAUGGGAAUCAUCAAAAUCACUUCCCACAUUAUCCACCGCAGAGGCCGCAUCCCCACCAUAGACCACAGUCCUCUCAGUCCCCAUCCCAGUCUGCACACAGGAAUUCCCAGCCUCCCACUAGCACUACUGCCCCUCCUCCCCCUCCACCUCCUCCUCCACCACAGCCAUCAGCAGCAACAUCAGCUGGAACCAAUAACCAGAGCUUUGCUCAGUGCGAUCUCGCAAUAGCUAGUCAGUCUAACUUAUACACAUCAUUUAGCCCCCCAACGGGUCCAGCAACACCUGUGAUCCGGGCUGAAAAGAAAGAAGUGGUUACAGUGUCCAAGGCAUCUAGUAGCAGUAGCCCAUCACCUGUGUCAUUAGCACAGACGCCUGUGCAUACCACUACUGCCAGUCCUCCCUUCUCCAGUACCUCUAUGCUCAAUUCCUCAGUAUCCACAACUACUGUAGCAAGUGUGUCUGCCACUGUUGCAUCAACAACUUCAGCAGCCACAGUCAGUGUUGCUACCACCACAAGUACCUCACAUCAACCAGCCCAGCAGCACCAGGCACAUGGACCCACACAGCAGCAGCAUCAUGCUCAACAUCAGGCUCCUGGUCCGCCGCACCGGAACAGCUACAAUAAUGACCAUUAUCAUGGUCAUUAUCAAUACCACCCUGGACCUAGGGACCCUCAACAGCCAAGACAAUUUUUCAAAAACUGGUUUUGCCCCAGGUCUCGUGGUGUUCGCCGACGACCACGAGGUCGGGAAGAGGAGACCCAGACAAGUGGUGGUAACCGUAGUAUGCCUCAACGAGGAGGUUCCACACAGCCUCCUAGCAAUGACAACACAAAACAGGGAAAUAGCCAAGAAGCAACUCCUCCUCCACAACCACCACAGCCACAGUUUGACCUUGAGGCUGCAGCUUUUCCCCCACUUCCAGGUUCUGAUGAGCAAGUUCCAGUUGCAGAAGAAAAGAGACAGCCUGAAUCACUGCCUUCUGCAUGGGGAAGUGACACUCAGCGUUUCUCAGAUGUAAUGAAAGGAACCGCAAAACCCCGUGCACCAUCACAAUCCUCUGUGGGAGAGAAGGAUUUGCCUUUAGAACCCUCUAUUCCCUCCAGCAGUACUUCUCCUGCCCCUUCAGUUUCUGCAGCUGCAGUACCUCCAGUAGCCUCAACUCCACCAUCCACAGCAGCUACUACCCAAGCUAGUCAAACCUCAUCUACUACUACCACUUUACCAUCAUCUCAAGAUGUUCUAAGCACAGCACCAACCACAGUUUCAUUAUCCUCUAGCUGUUCCACAGUUUCCUCGUCUACAACUUCAAAUACCACCAGUAAUGUAGUUGCUAGUAGCAGCAGCAGUAGCAGCAGCAGCAGCAGCAGCAGUAGUAUUAAUAAAUUGGAGACAAGACCUGUACCUAGGGAGCAGCGAGGAGGCCGGGAAGACAAACGGACAGUACCUAAUAGUGGGAUGAAAGAUAGGCGAGAUUAUACUCGGGACCAUCAGAGAGAUUUUUCACAGAGGGAAUCUGGUCGAUCAGGAAUGGGUAGAGAUCGUGAUCACAGACUUGGCCGUGAUAGCAACACUCGUACUGGAAAAGAGAACAGGCCUGUUCCAUCACGGCAGUGGAAAGAAGAGAAAGUGGAUGCAGAUGGCUGGAUCACAAAAGGGCCUAGGGAGUCCCGUGCUCACCGUGAGAUGAAUCGUGAACAGAGAGAAAGACAGGAGUCGAGGGAAGUAAGGGCUCAGCACCUAGUGAAUGGGGACUCUUCCCCCCCACCCUCUCCUAAG